UUUGCCAAGACGCAGGUAGGAACUGUUGCACGUAAAAGGACCAGCCGGACGACACACUCUCUUCUCUCAGUCACGGUAACACCUCCAAGAAAGGGCCUUGAUCGUGGACAAAUUUCGAUGGUGAAUCGAUGUUCCUGUGGCACCGUGGAUCCAACCGAGCAGGCAAGAGACGGACGUCAACGUCUGGAAAUGCACCGGCUCAGGAAAGAGCGCUCGAGACAAGAACGUACCCUCCUCAAAUCCUCGAUAGAUAUUUGGAUUUCCACAACGGCAUGA
Molecule: messenger RNA, 276 nt
Organism: Rasamsonia emersonii CBS 393.64
Lineage: Eukaryota; Fungi; Ascomycota; Eurotiomycetes; Eurotiales; Trichocomaceae
Exons: 1
Source: RefSeq, a predicted model, not a curated record